AUGCCAAGAAAUCAAUUUAGAAUAAUCGUUGGUUCUUACGAACAUAAUAUCCUUUGUCUUUCCUUAGAUCUUACUUUAUCAACGCCUGUUUUCACACCAAUUUUCCAUUUCCAAGCUCAUUCAUUAAGUGUUAAAUGUUUAGACGUUUCCAAAAGAUAUCUCGUAUCAGGUUCCAAUGAUGAACAUAUUAGAAUUUAUGAUCUGCAAAAGAGGAAAGAAUUAGGAACUUUAUUAGCUCAUCAAGGCUCCAUAACUAAUUUGAAAUUCUCUAAGACGAAACAUGGUAGUACUGAAGGUGAAGGUAGUAAUAAUAAAUGGUUACUAUCAGCCUCUGAGGAUCAUAAAAUUAUCAUAUGGAGAGUAAAAGAUUGGGAAAAUUUUGGUACUUUAAAGGGUCACAUUGCAAGGAUUAAUGAUAUUGAUAUUCAUCCUUCUAAUAGAGUAGCAAUCAGUGUUAGUGAUGAUCAUUCCAUUCGUUUAUGGAAUUUAAUGACAGUAAAGAAAGCUGCUGUCUUAAAAUUAAGAAAAUAUUCUCAAAAUGGUCAAUUUGUUAGAUGGCUUGGUAAAGAUGGAGAAUUUUUCGCUGUUGCAUUAUUAAAUAAAAUUUUAAUUUAUAGAACAUCUACUGCUAAAGUUCAUUGUGAGAUUGAUAUUGAGAAGAAAACAAUUAUGCAUAUGGAAAUAGCGUAUUUGAAAGAGAAAUUGAGUAAUGAUGACAACCAAACUAAAGAGGAAGAUGAACAAGAAUAUAUAUGUGUUGGUAUCAGUGACGGUAAUAUUCUUUUCUAUCCAACAAAAGCUUUAUUGAAAGAAGAACCAAAUGUACAAGAACCUGAAUUUUCAUUGUUAGGUCAUACUAAUCGUGUUAAGGACUUCAAAUUUUACCAAAAUGAAUUCGGAACAUAUUUAGUUUCCAUUGGAUCAGAUGGUAAAGUAGUGGUUUGGGACAUGAAGGAUAGAAAUCAAAUAGCUGUUUAUGAUUGUGGUGAAAGACUGAAUUGUUUGUCAUUGGUAGAUGAAACAGUAGAAAAGUAUGAUACCAUGAAGAAGAGAAGUUUAGAAAGUGCCGAUUUAGGUGAACAAAGUGAAGUUGAAAGUGAUACUGAAGAAUUAAAGAAAGUCAUGUUCGGGAAAAAGAAUAAUAAAAAAUCAAAGAAGGCUAAAAAGAACCAAAACAAAAAGAAAGUUGAUGUGCAAUUAGAAUAG
This is a messenger RNA of Naumovozyma dairenensis CBS 421, 1206 nucleotides long. RefSeq names its product Mak11p (gene MAK11). NCBI's taxonomy places the organism in Eukaryota, Fungi, Ascomycota, Saccharomycetes, Saccharomycetales, Saccharomycetaceae. Bases 1 to 1206 code for a protein of 401 amino acids. Gene Ontology annotation, molecular function: protein binding. The transcript has a single exon. The record is from RefSeq and is a predicted model, not a curated record.